This is a messenger RNA of Chelonoidis abingdonii (Abingdon island giant tortoise), 6140 nucleotides long. NCBI's taxonomy places the organism in Eukaryota, Metazoa, Chordata, Testudines, Testudinidae. The record is from RefSeq and is a predicted model, not a curated record.
GAGAGCGGCACUGUGUCCCCGCGGCGUGGCGCACGCUCCGCCUGACCCGCCCCCGCUCCUGCCGCCGCUGCUGAGCAGCCUCCUUUUCCUGGGCAGCGAGCAGCUGAGGCCGCUCAGGGCUGCGCCACGUCGGAACUGUGUGAGUGCACCUACACCAACUGAUUCCUGAUUCGUGUGUUCAACAAUAUGGUUUCCUGACAAGAAGAAAGCAAGAUAUCAGAUAUCUACAAACUCUUCAAUGAAUGUAAACAUCAGUGCUGGUUUCUACAAGAUGUGAAGGGACUCACCAUAGGGAACCUAGUACGGUGUAGUCAACAAAGCUCAAAAUGUCUGCUAUUGGUAAUGUGGCCAUCGGAGAGAUGAAAGGUAUCUUGCCUUGUUUUCUCUGAACCUGACAAAAUCAACAUCAUAUGGGCAAAAUAAAACAGAAAGGAAACUUGUUCUGAAUAACAGAAUGCCAAAGAAAAGGAAAAAUCUGAGUGAGAGUCCCUCCAGGAAAGUCGUGGAUUCGGAGAGAAUGGCUGCUUCUGGUGAAGGACUGGUACCGCCUUCAGGAGAUGUGUCAGUGUCACGAGCAAUUUACAGUGUCAAUCAGGAAGAGCUCUUAAACAACAUGUCAGAAAUGUUUUCUGACCUGGAUGCUAGCGUGGUUUAUAUGGUGCUGUCUGAAUGUGAUUUUAAAGUUGAAAAUGCUAUGGAUUGUCUGCUAGAACUUUCCACAGCUGCUAAGGGAGUAAUAUCUUCAAAAGUCUCAGGUUUUGAUUCAAUAGCAUCAUCUCUAUCUCUUGUUAACCAGCAAAGCUCUGUUGCAAAUGAAAUAGUGGGUGAAAGUUGUGCAAAAGAAGAUAUUGUGAACUUUAAAGAAGAAUCAGAAGAAUCAGAAAAGAUCUCGUCACCUGAUAUUCAGCUGACUGAAGAGCUAGAUCCCUUGAUACAAACUGCUUUUGAGAAAUACAGUCUGAGAGACAAAUUGUAUGAUUCCACAAAUGACAAAAUCACAGGAAAGCAGCCUGUGACAUUGGACCAGAGUAAUUCUAAUGGCAUUAAUGAAUUUCCUGAGAGUGAAAAAUCCAGUUUAGAGUUUAAUGUCCUGCUUUCUCUGCAGCAAGCAGAGACAGAAAAUGAGAAGUUAGAAAACUUCUCCUCUAUGUUAAUCUCAGAGGGUCACAAAUCUUCUCAGCCAGCUGUAAGUAAAUCUAGCAUUCAGACAAAGGAUAGUUCAUCAGCUGACAUGGACAUUUUUGCACAAGUAUCAGUAAGAUCUAGUCUGCCAGAAAUUAAUACUGACAAUGCUCCAGAAGUCAUUAAACCAGCAAACUCGGAAGUGGCUUGUAGGAAUCUUAAUCAAUCACAGAAUAUUGUUUCAGACCAUGGAAGUUUGAAUACUUCUGGUCAUUUCUUCCAGGGACUUGGAGAAGCUGGUACAACAGCUAGUGGAAAUUCCAGCUCAAAAUGCCUUGAACAACAGGACGGUGUAAUGGCUGUGUGUAGUAGCCAAAAAAGCAUUUCUCUCCCUGAAGUGUUUGAAUCUCUUGAAGGAUCCAGUUUCAAAUCGCCACAACUUGCAGAUGUUCAGCAGGGAUGGAAUUUACAUUUUUUUCCACCAACACAGCACCCUCCACAGCCUCCUUGGAAUCCAAUGGCUCCUGUGUUUUAUCCAUCAGGUGGAAGUCACAGCUUUGUAAUUCCAGUAGCUAUCAGUCCGGGACAAUGGAGGCCUGUUUCAGACUGCAGGACGCAUGGCAAAAGAAUGCCUUUUCCUCCUCCAGUGGUUUCACAUGUCUGGGAUAGCAACGCAUCUCCGAAGGUAUGGGGAAAUCAAGAUGGAAUCCAAAAAAUGAAUCUCUCUCAAGUACACCAACCACCUGUUUGUCCGGUGAUGAGAAAAAAGACACAUCUUGUAGGUCAAGUACUUGUUCUUCUCAGAGGGGUUCCAGGAUCAGGAAAAUCCUUUUUGGCAAGGGCUUUGCUUGAGGAUAACCCAAGUGGAAUCAUUCUUAGUACUGAUGAUUACUUUUACAAAAAUGGACAAUAUCAAUAUGAUGCAAAUUGCUUAGGAGAAGCACAUGAGUGGAACAGGAAACAAGCCAAAGAAGCAUUUGAAAAGAGAAUCUCUCCUAUAAUAAUAGACAACACAAACAUACAGGCAUGGGAGAUGAAGCCUUACGUUGCUUUGUCUCAGCAGUACAAAUACAAAGUAAUGUUCCGAGAGCCUGAUACUUGGUGGAAGUUUAAACCAAAAGAGCUUGAAAGGCGAAACAUUCAUGGUAUAUCUAAAGAAAAGAUCAAAAGAAUGUUGGAGCAUUAUGAACGUUGCCUUACUGUUAACUCAAUCUUGAAUUCUGCUAUCCCAAACAAAUCAGAAAAUGCUGAUUGGAAUGAAGAUCCUUGUCAGGGGGAAGGUUAUGGGCAAAAAGAGGUACAUGCGUAUGUGAAAGAAGAGAGACUUUUUGCUUCAGCUUCGAAGCCUCCUGAAUUAGCUGAAGAGGAGAAACAUGCAUCUGCUACAUCUUCAGCAGUAGAAAAUAACUUAACAGAUAAAUAUUUUCAAAAAGAAGAGGAGGAAAUUGAAAAUAAUUUAAGAGAACACGUUUCUGAGAAUAGCAAUAUUCAAGGUGGCGUGGAUAUCAGUUUAUCAGAUUAUGAAGAAAAAGAAGUGCCUUUGGGGCAAAAAACUGUAAAGAGAGAAGAAAUACAUAGAAUUACUGAAACAGAAACUACUAAAACUAAUGAGGUGAAAUCUGUAGAAACCACACACUUGCAUAUCUGUUCCUGUGAACAUAUUCAAGAACAUAGUGACAAGAUUCUGGAAGUUCAAACUGAAAAAGAUCAGUACAAUGAAACUGAAGUAGAACCAGUAGUAACACAUGAAAGGAACAUUAUGAAACAAAAUGGUUCAUCUUUGGAUGUAUCAGUGAGGCCAGAAUUAUUAAACUUUCUGGGUGACUGGCCUGUAGAACAAACAAUCAGGCAGAGAACUAAAAGGACUAGAAGAACAGAUAAAUUUUCGAUGAAGCGUGAUAAAGAGGAUAAAGCAACCAGCCAGCAUCUUCUUGAUUCCCAUAAGUCACAAGUGGACCUGACAGAUAUUCAGCAGGAAGUACUACCUGGUGAAAAAAGACAGGGGGAGGAAAAUUUAGUCUCUGACUCUUUCUGUGUUCUUGGCUCAGAUAAAAUUACCCCAGAAUUGCAAAUGAUGGGAGACUGGCCUGCUAUGAGCUCUUUGCAGCAGAGGCAACAUAGAUCAAGGAGAAUAUCAAAGAGAAGUCUAAGUGAAUCUGAUGAAGCUGGAAAUAAUAAAUGUGAUAUACACAAAAAUGUUCUUGACACAGUGGAUAUGCUUCAUGGAACGUCUGUGAACACUGAAGAGCUACAGGACACAGUGACAUCAAAUUUUCAAGAACCUGAAAGAGUAGCUAGUGAAAACAUCAGUGAGAAAAAGCCCCAACACAAUAAAAGAACACGGAAGCAUCAUAAAUUAGCCCUCACAUUUACCAACAGCAGUAUGGCCCUCUCCAAACCAGAAGAACAGUUGUCAAUGCUUAAUUUGCUGGAAAAGGAAGCUGAAAAACACAUCUGUAAACAACCAAGCAGGUAUUCACAGACUGAGCCACAGGAUUUUGCACUCUUAUGGAGAUUAGAAAAGAAAAUUAUUAUUUCUGAGAAUAUUAUUUCCGAGAAUACCAAAGUGUUACAUGGCAGAUUAGAUGCAUUCAGACCAAAAGAUAUGGAUGCUGCUUCAAGUUCUCGAGAAAAAAUACCCUAUAGAGUUAUGUAUGAUAAAAGCACACAUGUGGAAGAAAGUGAACUUACUAGCAUUGAUGAAUCUGAAAAUUUGAAUGUUCUUUGUAAACUGUUUGGGUCCUUUUCAUUUGAUGCAUUGAAAGACUUGUAUGAAAGAUGUAACAAGGACAUUGUCUGGGCCACAGGCCUGCUAUUGGAUUCUGAUGAAAAGUUGUGUAAAGGCGAAGACAUUGAAUUCUUGCAGGAGGCAGGAACUGAGCCAGCUACUACAGACCUUGAAUUCAAGGCAAAUACAAACUAUGGAGAGAAUCUUAAAAAUUCUGAACAAACCAGUCAAAUAAUUGGGACUAAUGGUAUCACUCAACUUUCAGAAAACAAUUUAUCAGUGUGUUAUGCAGAGAGUGAAACUGCGGACAUACUUGAAACAGAUGCUAAAAUAUCUGACUCACUAACAAGACUUCCACCGGGUGCUUCAGUAAAACUCAAAAAUACCAAGGACAUUGCUCCCAGAACUCAGGCAGAAGGUUCAGGAACAGAUAUCAUCAAGCAGUCUGUUUCAGAGACACAGAAAAUAAACUUAAAGGCGAUGAGCCUUGUUAAUGAAACAGAGGAAAAACCAGUGGUGUCACAACUUGAUGUGGGGUUAUGUUUACCUGAGAAUUUACAUAAGGUGUUUAACACUGCUCCAAACAUUUUGAAAUCCAAAUUAAAUAAGGAGAUAGACAGUAAACUCUCAGAAACGUAUCUAGAGAGUUCCAAAGUAAAUAAUAUGAUUCGUCCGUUACUGCAAAUGGAUCAAGCACCUUUGAAGAACUGUGCAAGUGAUGUAAAAGAACUGGAAACCUAUAAAGAAACUCAGGGGAAUGAUAUGAUAGCAACUGGAGGCGAUAGGGAAGAAAGCAAACCUUCUAAUAUGGAUGAAGAUAGAACCAAGAUAUUGAACCCUGCUUCAUUAUCCUCGGGAUCCAUGAAUAUAAAUUGCCUAGAAUUGGCAUUACCUCCUGAACUAGCCCUUCAACUGAAAGAAAUAUUUGGGCCAGUUGGCAUUGACUCAGGAUCUCUAACUGUUGAGGAUUAUGUGGUUCAUAUAGAUCUGAAUCUGGCCAAAGUGAUUCAUGAGAAAUGGAAAGAAUCUAUUAUGAAGAGACAAAGGAUGGAAGAUGAAUAUUAUAAGCUGCUUAUGCAAGAUGGUGGUGGAUCUGCUAAUCAAGCAUUCAGUCCCUCAGCUCCCCAGGAGGAAUUCUUCCUCUGCAAAAAACACCCUCUCCACUCACCUACGACCUGGGCUAUGACUUCAAGCCACAAUCUGAUCCUUAGACUUAAAGAUCUGGAUGACCCGAAUACAAUCUUAUCUCAGAGCACAGAUAGUAAACUGCAGAGAAAGAAAAUGGGCUGUUCCUCUCGAUCAUCAACAGAGACACACAGUGAAAAUCUAGCAACAUCAGAAAUUUUCCCUUUUAUGGAUCACUGGAAUGCACAGACUCAAAGAGUAUCACUCAGAGAAAUAAUGUCUGAAGAAAUAGCCUUACAGGAGAAACAGGACCUGAUCAUGCUAUAUCUCGGUGUACAGAAACAUGUUCCUUCCAUGGCUAGAAAGGACUGUGCUGCCAGUUUGAAGGAGAAGCAACUCUUUGAAAUGUUCCCAACCAUAAACCAAAACUUCUUAAUGGACAUCUUCAAGGACAACAACUACUCCUUAGAACAGACCGAGCAAUUUCUGAACUGUGUCCUGGAGGCAGACCCUGUAAAAACAGUUGUAGCUCAAGAGAUUGCUCAGGAAAGUGACACUCUGCCUUCCUGUAGUGCUAUAAAGAACCGAGAGAAAAAGGCAAAAAAAUCCAAGGAGGCUGAAGAUGUCCUGAAUGAGAUGGUGUUCCAAGACAUUGAGUACCCUGGGUAUGAUGACUUUAGAGCAGAGGCUUUCCUUCACCAGGAAAAGAAACAGGAAUGCUUAAAAAAGGCAGAGGAGGCCUAUCGCAUGGGUAUGAAGCCUGUGGCAGCAUUUUAUGCACAACAGGGUCGCCUUCAUGAGCAGAAGAUGAAAGAAGCAAACCACGCUGCUGCUGUGCAAAUCUUUGAGAAAGUAAAUGCAUCCCUGCUGCCUCAGAAUGUUUUGGAUCUGCAUGGUCUUCAUGUAGAUGAAGCCAUUAAUCACUUGUCCAGAGUGCUGCUGGAGAAAAGCCACGAAUACAAGCAGACUGGUGGUAAACCAUAUCUGUGUGUGAUCACGGGAAGAGGAAACCAUAGCCAGGGAGGAGUUGCUCGCAUCAAACCAGCAGCCAUUAAAUACCUCACAAGCCACAACUUCAGGUUCACAGAAAUAAAACCAGGCUGCCUGAAAGUUACGCUGAAGUAAAAGGAUGGGAAGAAGGGGAGUGUGAAACUAGAAACUUUAA